This is a messenger RNA of Eriocheir sinensis (Chinese mitten crab), 1498 nucleotides long. RefSeq names its product clotting factor G beta subunit-like. Gene Ontology annotation, biological process: proteolysis. The record is from RefSeq and is a predicted model, not a curated record. NCBI's taxonomy places the organism in Eukaryota, Metazoa, Arthropoda, Malacostraca, Decapoda, Varunidae. The transcript has 10 exons. Bases 116 to 1426 code for a protein of 436 amino acids. Gene Ontology annotation, molecular function: serine-type endopeptidase activity.
CGCGGGUCAGUUGGCAGUGGGCAGCAUAGCGGCGUGAUGGGGGGAUUCGCUGUCCUGUGGCUCUACUUUGUGGCUCAGGUGCUCGUUGGCCACACAGAUCACGAAUAAUGGAAUAAUGAAGAACGGUUGGCAACACAACAUUGGAAAGGUUCGGGCCCUCGACCAUCGGGAAGAUCCUCCCUCCCCAUUCCCCAGUCUAACGGCGGAAGUUCAGACAAUGGUGCCGCUCCAAGUGCUUCUGUCACUGCUUGUGUUCACCGCAGGAGCAGAGGCUGGGACCUUUAUAUUCCCCGGCCAACUGGACCAUGCCGAAGGUGACGCCUGCAGAACGAACACUGGCGGCUCGGGGACGUGUUCCCGAACAUGCGAACACUCGCCCAGCCUCGGAGAACCACGCAAGUGCGGCAUAAAGGAUUCCAGGUUCCUCCUCUGCUGCGACGCAAACCCCGGUAACGAUCCCCGGCUUGUUCAGGACAUCGCUUCGCCGCGCGUCGCAUUCCAAUGCGGAAUAAAUAAGAAAAAUGAGUUCGUCUUAAAAUUUAGCUUUACAGAUGAGGGCGACAAAAUUUAUGUUGAACCCCAAGAUAUCAACCCUGUCAAAAAACAUAACGAGACUAUAAGGUUAGAAAAUGGCACAGAAGUUGUACAAGAAUUUGCAGUGGCAGGAGUGGGAGCCGAGCGUGCAGAGAGGAACGCCUGGCCCUGGAUGGCAUUGAUUGGUGAGCGAGACGGCGGGGUCAUCAACUGGUUCUGUGGAGGAGUGUUGCUCAACGACCAGUGGGUUCUUUCCGCACAACACUGCUUCUAUAAUCACAAUGCCGAGGUUGUUCGUCUUGGUGAACAUAAUUACAAAGAUGACAACGACGGGGCGGCUCACGAAGACUUUGCUGUGGUGGAGAUGGUGCCUUACCCUGACCAUAGGCGCCCAGAGGCUUACCACGACCUGGCCCUCCUCAGGCUGGCUUCCAGGGUCACCUUGAAGAAAUUCAUCAGCCCCAUCUGCCUCGCCUGGGGGUUGGAGAGCGAGGUGGACAUAACGGAUCAGAAGGCGACGCUCACGGGCUAUGGCGACACUCAAUUCGGUGGGUAUCCCACCUCCUAUUUACAGGAACUCAACGUGACGGUGUUUCCGCCUGCCCAGUGUGACAGCAGCUACUCCACCCUGCCACACUACACUAGAAACUGGCCUCAAGGCAUCGGACAGGAGACCCUGUGUGCCGGAGACCCUGCUGGAGGUCGCGACGCAUGCCAGGGUGACUCCGGCGGGCCACUGAUGUCUCUGGACACCCGUGGGUACUUUGUGCUGGCAGGCAUCGUAUCGCGAGGCUACGGCUGUGGACACAAGGAUUACCCCGGCUUGUACGCCAACCUACGUCACCCGCCCUACCUCGACUGGAUCAAGAAGGUCGCGUUCGCCAUGCCAUGAAAGUUCUGCAGGGAUGAGGUGUUAAAAACGUAUGCUGGAGAAAAAAAACAGUAAUAAAUAAAGGAGUUUUCA